CUCUGUAGGUUGUAAGGUCAGUAAGCUAUUUUCUUAUUACCAUUUAUAGGAAUUUACCGUUUAGAUUUUAGGUAGAAUUUAAACAGUAAACUCAGCGGCCCAGAAGUAGUUCGAUGGGGACGCUAGCGCCGACGGCGCAUCUUCGGUAAGCGCCGAUCCGGGUGACACCCGGCGGCUUACAUAGUGAGCCAGAACCAGCCUCACUCAUCAUCCACGACAACCUGCUACACUCUUAACUACCACAAAGAGAAUAUCUAUAACUGGCUUUUGGCCUUCACAUAGACGAAUCUUUUGCACCCCAUCGCCUGGCCCUGUGCAUUCGAACAGUCACCAAUUACGAACAAAUGACAGCACAUCCCUCCCCACCCCACAGCCUCCAACGUUAACCCUGACGCUAAACACAACGAUACAAUGGCUGCACCCUCCGAGCCCCCAACCUCAGGGAGCUACCCCAUUUUCCUCAGCCCUGCCCUCCUCAACCAAGGCCUAAGCAACAAAGACCUCAUAACAGCCAUAAAAUACUCCCCACCCCUCUCCGCGCCCGCGACCUCCGCCCUCCUCAAACCCUCCACCUCCGACCAGCACAAAUACAACUUGACCAUGUCGACCGCAACAUCCACCUCCUUCUACCAUGGCCCACGUAGCUCCGGCGCCCCCAAGAAAGCCGCACGCUACGUGCUCGUCUGGGACGCCAGCCGUUCGGGCUGGGAACUGCGGCCCGUCGACUCGGUGUUCGAGAUGGCAUUUGUGCGUUCAUCGGGAGCAGAGGGAGAGGAGGGGGGAGCAGCGCAGGAUGAGAGUCCCGUGAAGGCUGCGCCGAAGGGCCGGAGGAAGAGCGUGGCGGCGCCGAAGGAGGAGGUCAAGAGGCAGAAGACUGCGGGGAGGAGGAGGAGGGAGAAGAGCUUGAGUGAGAGUGAGAGUGAUGAUGGGUUGACGAUUGAGUAUCCCGGGGGGAGAGCGCCGACGAGGCCGUUUGGGUUGGGGCUUGGGACGCCGUUGGGGGGAAGGGAAGAGAGAGUGGUUGAACGUGUGGAUAUAGAUAUGAAUGAGGAUGAAGAUGCGGAUGGGGAUAUGGAUGUGGAGGUGCUGGACUUGGGGAGUCCGACCCAAGGGGGGAUGGAGGAAGAGGAGAGUGAGGAGGAGAGGGAGGAGGAGGUUGACCUUGAGGCUGAGCUGGAAAGAGAGUUGGCGAAGGGGGGUGGGGAGAGUAGCGAGAGCGAGGAAGAAUAGUGGGGUUGUGGACAGGAGUAUAUGGAUGGCUUGAAAGACUGGCGUUUUAAAAACUACGAGAAAUACCAUGGCUAUAUACGGGAACGAGUAACCCGUCGCCGCGCGGGUCAUUGCCCACACCAGCCACGUACAAUUAUUUUCAUUUGUCUGGGCUAGCUGUCACAACAAGAUUGGCGCCCGAACUCAAUUGAAAGACAGGUUGAAAGCCUACCUUCUUCCCAACUACUGCUUCUUCGUUGAUUGGCUCCCGGCAGAUGCAGCCUCUCGGGUGUUUUCUUCUUCAUCUGAAUCCGAGUCGUCAUAUAGCUCGGGUGAAGGUCGAAAGUUAUCAUAGCUCAUUUCCAUGGUGACUACUCGAGCACACCAAUUUAGUAUUCGGUGCGUACGUUAAUGUUUAAGUUAGUAGUCUAGCCUAAAGACGGGCUCUGACUGUGUAUAGUUCAUCUUCUAGAAAGCAAGUCGGCUCCUUCCUCUAGAAAGAAAGUCGGUCAUUCCUUCCUUUAG
This is a messenger RNA of Pseudogymnoascus destructans, 1734 nucleotides long. RefSeq lists its product as uncharacterized. The record is from RefSeq and is a predicted model, not a curated record. The transcript is spliced from 2 exons. Bases 412 to 1230 code for a protein of 272 amino acids. NCBI's taxonomy places the organism in Eukaryota, Fungi, Ascomycota, Leotiomycetes, Thelebolales, Thelebolaceae.